This is a messenger RNA of Cladophialophora immunda, 2309 nucleotides long. RefSeq lists its product as uncharacterized. Gene Ontology annotation, molecular function: medium-chain fatty acid-CoA ligase activity. The record is from RefSeq and is a predicted model, not a curated record. Lineage: Eukaryota; Fungi; Ascomycota; Eurotiomycetes; Chaetothyriales; Herpotrichiellaceae. Bases 302 to 1855 code for a protein of 517 amino acids. Gene Ontology annotation, biological process: fatty acid metabolic process. The transcript is spliced from 2 exons.
AAAAUCAGGGCGGUUUGGCCCACACGCCUUUUCCAUCGCGUCCGGUGAGAUACUAAUAUCGAGAUGGAGCCCGCGAAAUGUGUCAGGCUGGUCUCCUUAUCUGUAGACGUCGCAUCGCAUCACGUCAUUUUUCCAUCUCAGACUUCUUUUUUUCUGCUGCCUUUGACAUUUUGAUACAACUCGAAUAGGAGGAGAUUGGUCUUUUCUAUUGAGAUACCCAUAUUGUUGUUUCUAGACUCUAUCUCGGUCUUGUUUCUUUCAAUUAUUCUCUCCUUCAGUCUUUGCCGCAGCCCGCCCAGCCAUGGUCGCAGCCAUCCUUUCCACCUCCUUUCCCCAGACGUCUUCAGCCACAGCAGUCAUCGUGCCGACCAAACCCAAUGCUUUGACUGUCUCUUUCAAGCAACUGGCGCAGGAUAUCUUGGUCUUUCAGAAGCAACUGGCUCAGCUGGGCAUACGACAUGCCGACGCCGUCUCAAUAGCCUUGCCCAACAGCUACGAGUUCAUCGUUUCUUUUCUUGCAACCGCCUUCCAGCGAGCAAUUGCCGCCCCUCUGAACCCUACCUACAAGCAAAGCGAGUUUGAGUUCUACAUCGAAGAUCUAUCUUCGGCGGCGAUCAUAUUGCCUCGUGGAGCAUAUGCUAGGGACGGACCUGCAGUCAAGGCUGCCAGGAAAUAUCAUGCUGCCAUUGCGGAAUGUUACGUGGAUGGAACGAAGUUGAUACUGGACGUGAAAGAGCAGGGCAAACUGGCACAGAGGCAAUCUCAACCUGUCGCUCAGGCUCAGCCAGAGGAUGUCGCGCUGGUGCUGCAUACCAGCGGGACCACCGGCCGCCCGAAAGCUGUCCCGUUGACGCAUCGCAACCUGACAAGAACAAUGCAGAACAUUCAAAACACUUACGAACUUACGGCUCAAGAUCGGACGAUGUUGGUUAUGCCUCUAUUCCACGUCCAUGGUCUUCUAGCUGGGUUUCUAGCUCCCCUGGGUGCUGGUGGAUCUGCCAUUGUUCCCGACCACUUCUCAGCACGAUCUUUCUGGGUCGACUUUAUACAGCACAAAGCGAAUUGGUACACGGCCGUGCCGACGAUUCAUCAGAUUUUGCUGAAGAGCCCUCCCCCAAAUCCAAUGCCCAAGAUCAGGUUCAUCCGCUCAUGCUCAUCUGCAUUGUCCCCGAAAACUUUUAGGGAGCUUGAACGGACAUAUCGAGCGCCAGUGCUCGAAGCCUAUGCCAUGACGGAGGCAGCCCACCAGAUGUGCUCCAACGAGUUGCCGCAUCGCGGAAAGCGAAAGCCCGGCAGUGUGGGAAUCGGCCAGGGAGUUGAAGUCAAGAUUCUUGACGAGCAAGGCGACGAAGUGCCCCAAGGCCAGGAAGGUGAAAUCUGUAUAAAGGGCGAGAACGUCACAAAAGGCUACAUCAACAACGAGAAGGCAACCCAAGAAGCAUUCACUAAAGGGGGAUUCUUCCGCACUGGCGAUCAGGGCAAGAAAGACGAAGAUGGCUAUGUCUUCAUCACAGGCAGGAUCAAAGAGCUGAUCAACAGAGGGGGUGAAAAGAUCAGCCCGAUUGAGCUAGACCAUGUGAUUUCUGCCAACCCAGACGUGGCGGAAGGUGUCACUUUUGGCAUACCUUCAGAACUAUACGGUCAGGAAAUCGGAGUGGCACUUGUCCCUAAGCCCGGGAAGAAGGUUACUGAGAAGGGCAUCACGGAUUACGUUGCCAGCAAGACGGCCAAGUUCAAAAAGCCGAGCAGGGUUUGGAUCUUGAAAGAGAUACCCAAGACAGCCACUGGGAAGAUACAACGAAGGAAGGUUGCAGCUGCUCUUCUGGCCAAAGACCAGCCUAGAGCGAUGCUAUAGAUGGAUUGUCGGGUCCGACCGGGGACGUUAAUACCUGACUGUACAGGAAGACACAUGGAUAUCCAGCAUGGCGUUGUCCAAAAGAGGGGAAAGACGAUCGUGAACGGCUAGAGUCAAUCAUGUGGGCGUCGAGGCGUGUAGCAGGUCUCCUAAGAAUUUUCGUAGGCUGAGCUCCAAGAUGGGUGAAUGUUUUCGCGCACUGUUGGAAAGGAGCUGACGAUUGAGGAGGAAGGAGCUGGGGAAAUGAAGCGAGAUGAAGCUGCACGUCGGGGUUGGGGCCCCGGAGAGCUGUGUGACAGGGCGAUGCUUGAAAGGUGCGGUUUCCGAUGCGUGAUGAGUCGAGGCAGACAACGGAAGCAGCAGAGGUGGUUAGAAAGAUAGAUAAUAAAGCGAGCGAGAAGGCUGAAGCCUCCUGCUCCCCGCAGAUUGGCGACCCCCGUUUCUGGCAAUUGAC